UUAUAUUUCAGCGUAUUAUCUAAAAACGUUUAAUAUAAUUGCAGAAAAGUGAAUUAAUAAAGAUGUGAGGAUUAGUAUCAUGCACUAUGGUAAAAGGAAGGGCUUUACCGUCAGUUAUGGAUACCUCAAGCAGCUCUGAUGAUACAUAUAAUUCCAAUAUGGGAAAAGUCAAGAAAAAUAUAAACACUUUUGUUCCUACAACAGAAAAUUUGAAUUUAGAAAAAAUUCAUAAAAAACGAUCAAAAAUGGAGUUGAGUCAGGACAUUAAUGAUAAUGAUAAUACAUUAGAAUCAUUUCUUAAAAGAAAAUGUAAUGAAGAUGAAAGGAGUUCAGAUUCUGAAACUGAAUAUAGUAAUCUACAAAGAGUUGAACAAAUUAUGGAAAAUGCGCCUAGUAAAUUAAGUAAAAAACUAAAGAAAAAAAGAAAGAGCGACAUUUGUAGUGAUGAUUCAACAGGCGAAGAAAAUAUUAAUAAUGAAUAUCUUAAAAGUCUGGAUAAAAACUCGUUUGAUAAUAGCAAAAUGAACCAAAAGAGAAAAGCGUUUGUUACUCCUGAUUUGUUACAAAAAGGUAAAUCUGUUACAAAAGGUGUAAAUAUAAGUCCUGUUAAGAAAGAGGUUUUAAGUGAUGAUGCAGAAUCCAGUUCAGCAGAGUCGGACUCAAAUUGCAAUAACGACAGUGAAAUAAAUCAAAAAAACAUUGUAACCGUUAUAAAAAGUGAAGUUCACAGUAAUACUAGUUCUGAUUGUGAAGAUGAAGAUGAUAAUAUAUCAAGUGCUCAUGAGCCCGAAGCAAAGUAUUCAAUCGUAGAAACUCCUGUUACAAUUUUACAGGAUAUACGAUUGACACCUAAGAGUAAGUCUGCAAAAGAAAAAUUGAAAGAAAAGUACCCUGGACUAAAGCCAAUUGAAAUUAUGACCGAACUAAAUCUUUCCGAUUUUGAUGAAAUUCAUUUGUUCAGAAUUCCAAAAAAUGUAGAUCCGCAGUCGCUGAGGCAUGCCGAAAUUAAUUUAGAAAAAGAGUGUAAAGUAAAUUUAAGUGAAAAAUAUGUUAUUACAUCGACAACUAAAGUGCCUGAUCCAACACUUGUCAUAUCUGCUAACACAAGUGUUUUAUGCUUUAAGAACAAUAUUAAAAUGGAGAAGUACAUUAAAUCUAAGGUUGAACCUAAUAUUGAGGUGCCAGAAAAAAAAUCCGUACCUUUACCUGAAAACUUAAAAAAGCGACAUCCUCUAUUUGGACCAGAUUUUAAACAAAAAAUAAAGUUAAGUGAGCAUGUGGAAAGAAAAUUAGAUGAGGCAAUAGCGAAUCUUCUGAAAAGAGAAAGGAAGUCCAAAAAGAAGAAGGAUAAGAAAAAUAAGCAAAACGUUAAAGAGGAAAAACCUAAUGGAGAAAUUAUUGAUAUUUUUAGCUCAAAUAGCUUCUUAACAGACAGGAUGAAAAAAGAAACUUCAGAUGACAGCGCAUUUGGAAGUUCCAGUAGUACAGAUAAUCCAAGAGGUAAGAAAAAGGACAAGGGACACUCAUCAGACAUGAGUAUUGAGCAGGAAAUGAAAUGUUCUAUAGAAAAAGAGUCCAGAGAAAAAAGAAAGGAAAAAACGAAGAAAGAAAAAUCUUCUGAUCAUGACUGUAUUGAUACUGCUGAAAUUAAGAAAGAACAAGAUUUUGAUACUGUUGGCACUGAAGAAGUAUCAACUUCACCAAAAAAGAAGAAGAAAUCUUCAAUAAUUAAUAGUACCUUAAUGUCAGAUAUUUUAAAAACACCACAAUUUAAUUCCGAGGUUAGUACAAUUAUAGCAGAGGAUUCUUCCGGAAAGAAAUCUAGGAAAUCUAAAAAAGACAGAAUGUCCAAUGAAGGGGGUAAUAUAAAGAAAGAGGAAUUAAUAUCCGAAUUAUUAAACAAUGUUACUAAGGAACUCGAUGUUUCUGGAAAGAUUAAAACGGAAUUUUAACCUAUGACCAAAUUAAGACUAAAUUUUACAGUUGCAAGUAUAUUUUUUAACCUGAAUAAAAUAUGCAUACAAGACAUUCAUUCUCUCAACAUGUAUGACAUAAAAGUCAGAUCCUUAUGGUUGGACCACUGUAAAAUAAUUGAAGCAUGAAUAAAGGCGACAAACAUUUUAUGUCUUAAUAUUAAUUUUUUUAUUACAGUAUGUCCUGAAUUGUCUCCAAUUAUUUUUAUGACGGAUAAUACACAAAAAAAUGUUACCUUACAUGAGUAAAUUAUUUAAUGAAAAUAUUUAAAUAACGGAGACAAUACAUAUAUAUUUGUGAAGCUUAUUGUUUUCUACACUAUUAGGGAAAAAAAUGAAAAUACAUUAUAUUGUACAAUGUUCUUUUUUACGGGAUAAU
Messenger RNA from Anoplophora glabripennis (Asian longhorned beetle), 2352 nucleotides. RefSeq names its product muscle M-line assembly protein unc-89-like. NCBI's taxonomy places the organism in Eukaryota, Metazoa, Arthropoda, Insecta, Coleoptera, Cerambycidae. The transcript has 3 exons. The coding region runs from base 87 to 1952 and encodes 621 amino acids. The record is from RefSeq and is a predicted model, not a curated record.